UGAAUUCAAAUGCUGUCGCUCAACAGUAAAUAGUGUGAGAGACAACAACCAUGGGACGAUCGUCACUUAUCGAGGAUCGAGGCAGGACGAAGGUUAGCAACAACGGUGUCUGACAAUUUUGAAAGUUUUAUUGUUGAAAAACUUUGCAACCGAUGCUAAAUUAUCACGAAUUGUCGAUCUACAGCUACCAUCAUCGAAUUGUGACAAGUGCAAGCCUGCCAAUUAUGUCGGUACUGGAAAUUCCGAGAUAAUUGAAAGUUUUCAAAGAACUAUUUAAAGGAACUAUCAACCAUGGCAGAGACAGACGACGAACAGAUUCAUCCUCAAAGUAUCAAAUUACCUGCGGCUGUGGAAGUUUUUGCAAACCUAAAAAAUGCCAAAAAAUUCGCCAUUGAUAUAGGCAUAUCGUUGACUAAGAUAGCGUAUUACUCAACUGUUAGCUAUCGUAAGGCAUUGUAUGAAAAUGCGGGGCUGGGGAACAGUGGGGAGCGAGCUUACAAAGUGUUGGAAGGCAGCCGAUUGCAUUUUGUGAAGUUUGAAACUAGACAUCUCGAAAAUUGUCUAGAUUUUGUCAAAGCCAACUUGGUACACGCUGAGAGAUUUCAGGGGAAAAGUGUUAAAGUUACUGGUGGAGGGGCUCAUAAAUAUACACCGUUACUGCAAGAGAAAUUAGGCUUACUUAUCGAUAAAGAGGACGAAAUUGGAUGCCUUAUAAAAGGGUGCAAUUUUUUGUUGAAAAAUAUACCCUGUGAAGCUUUUCAAUUUGAAAAGAAUUGCAACCCAGAAUAUAAGUUCCAGAAAGCGGGUCCUAACAUAUUUCCAUACAUGUUGGUCAACAUUGGAAGCGGUGUUAGCAUUCUCAAGGUAGAGUCUGAGGAACAGUUUGAAAGAAUAGGAGGUACUGCAACAGGUGGUGGUACAUUCUGGGGACUUGGGUCUUUGCUAACAAAAGCUAAGGGUUUUGAUGAACUACUACAGCUUGCUGAACGUGGAGACCAUCGUAAUGUUGAUAUGUUGGUAAAGGAUAUAUAUGGGGGAGACUACACUAGCCAAGGCUUACCUGGUGAUCUGAUUGCCUCAUCCUUUGGGAAAGCAAUGAGCUGCAAUAACAAUUUGGAAACGAAGAAUUUCUCUGAAGCUGAUAUAGCUCGGAGUUUAUUGUUCACGAUCAGUAAUGAUAUAGGACAGAUAGCCAGCCUUUAUGCAUCUCAACAUAAUUUGAACAAAGUUUAUUUCGGGGGAUAUUUCCUCCGGAAUCAUCCAUUAUCCAUGCAUACUAUCUCCUACUCCAUCAUGUAUUGGUCUCAUGGCAAAGUAAAGCCGCUAUUUCUUCGGCACGAAGGCUAUUUGGGUGCCAUAGGAGCAUUCUUAUAUGGAGCUGAACAAUCUGACAAAUUUAGCUGGCUAGAAAAUUAUGCCGGUUCUUCAGGAUUCAAAGAUUCCAUUUCCACAAAACUUGGGAUCCAAGUCGAUCAAUUAGAGAUAGAUCAAGCUGAAAAUGCUGUGACGUUUUGUCCGCUGCUCAAAGAUCCUUCCUCAUACAAUCCAGAUACUAUGGAUCUUGUUCAAGAUAAAGAAGCAAGAGACUAUUGGCUUCAAUGUUUUGAAGAAUCCGUUGACAAAUUCGUUGCUCGGGCAGUAAUGAGCCAACCUCAUAGUCCAACAGCGCAAGAUCGAGCUGUAAAAUUGAAAGAAAAAUACAUAAGCAGGCUUCACUAUCUUCACAUUGAACCUUUCGCCUACGGAGCUCUUACUGUACGGACUCUAUUGGAUAUAAUUGAACAUUGUAUGAAGGAAUUUGAUUUUCCGGAUCCUUACUUACAUCAAAAAAAAGAUGAGAACGAAAAAGCUCUGGGACAUCUAAAAGCACGAAUUGUAGAAAUAGAUGGAUUGGAAAGUUCUGUAAAAAUAGAAGCACUCAUUAUGGGUGUGUUGAGCGGUAACAUGUUUGAUUGGGGUGCUAAGGAAGUAGCAACCUUAAUGGAAACGACCGAUUUCGGUUUCAAAGAAGCCCAAUCGAAGAUUCCUGGUAGACCGUGGCUAGAAGAUUGCCUGGAUGCUUGGAUUGAGAGGUUAGAAAAGGGACCUGCUCAUAAAUGUGCUGCAAUUUUCGUAGAUAACAGUGGUGUUGAUAUCAUAUUGGGGAUACUACCUUUUGCUCGAGAUUUACUACUGAGAGGAACAAAGGUAAUUUUGUGCGCUAAUUCUGCACCUGCAUUAAACGACGUUACAUAUCCAGAGUUAGUUGUCACUUUGCGUAAUUCAUCAAAAAUCUGUAAUGUAAUCAAAAAAGCAAUAAAGGAGCAAAGACUUAUAGCAAUGGAGACGGCGCAGGCUGGUCCUUGCCUGGAUUUGAGUCGCCUAAAUCUAGAUCUCUGCCUGGCCAUGGUGAGGAACAAAGUAGAUUUAAUUGUUAUAGAAGGUAUGGGGCGGUCGUUGCACACAAAUUUGCACGCCAAAAUGAAAUGCGAGUGUUUAAAGUUGGCGGUGGUAAAAAAUCGGUGGCUAGCUCGUCGUCUCGGUGGUGAUAUGUAUGCAGUCAUUUGUAAAUACGAACCUGUUGUGCAAAAAGUGAAAAGUGACAACGAAAAUCCGUGUGAAAAUAAGGAUGCCGAAACUGAGGACAAUUCGACGUGUAUCAGUGUCAGAAUGGACCUCUGUAUGUGCGAGGAUGAUGAAUCAAAUAAUGUGAGCACAACUUCUGCCAAUGGAAAAAGACUAACAUCCAAAGGCAGCACUGAUGAUGAUGGCAAAGACAAUGAAAACGUCGAUUCCGAUUCAUCACUCUGUAAUAACUAGACAGUUGCAGUUGGGUAAAUUACAAAGAAUUUGAUAUUGAAAGAGUGUCAAAAGAAUUCAGAUCGUUUCUGAUCAGCUCCAUGGUGCUUCGUACAAUGGUUAAUUAAAACUUUUAUCUCUGCUAAUAAUGAGUUCUGGUUCAUUGACUUUAUACCUCUAAUGAGGAACAACAGUAGAAUAUCACGAUAAGAGAAAGAGAUUUUACGCAUGAGGUGUGCUCAACAUUUGGGGAUUAUACAUUUUUGGUUAUUCUAUAUUCUAAGAUAAAAAAUGGAAUACCCUAUACGUGGUUGAAUAGAUCAAUGAUCAAUCUCUGGACUAAAUUUUCUGUGAUAUGAAAGAAUUUUCGAGGAGGAGCUUGAUUGUGUUCAUUACAAAUCAUUGACACGCAUUAAAAAAUAUCUAUCCAUGUUCAAUGCUUAUUGCAAUGAAAUAUUAUUUUCAUUUUAUAACUUGGGAUUUGGAACGUGGCCUGAAAAGAGAAAGAGGUACAUACAAACGUACGAAGAGUGGUAUAUUCAGUUACAAGAAUGAGCUCAUUGUUUGACAACAAAUCCUUCCAAAUCGUAAAACUUUAUCGUAAAACCUGAUCACAAUCAGAUCAUUUGUGAUUGUACAUGUAUAUAGGUAUAUUGUUGGUUGUAAUGAAGAUAACAAGGCAUGGUAUGGUAUCGGAAAUUUCCCGUACUUCUAAAAAUACUGAAAAACAUCGCUCGUAAUCUCGUAUACGGAUGUACAUAUUAAUCUUUUUGUAACCAUAUGAUUAAAAUACUUGAGCAGUUAUUUUAACAUGAGGAAACGUUUUGGUGUUGAUGAUCUUGCGAUUUUCUUUCAGUACCAACUCAGCUCAAUCGGCAUCCAACACAGCUUCGGCGGAAGAUUCAUUAUGUACCUACAAUUCAUCAAAAAGGAUAUGGCACAUUAUGACAAGAUCAGAAACAGAUCUAUGAGAUAUCAAAUAUUAUUACCUGCUGCGGCGAAUGAUCAGCUAUAUUGGAGUUCUGAUUUAUCUCAUCGACCGUAACAGCAGAUUUGUCUGUUGUCGCAUUGGUGAGAUCUACUUGGACAUUGUAUGAUCUAGAACGGUGCCCACUGUUCUUUUUAUUGCUCAUAUCAUAUUGAUGAAUUCUUUUCAUAUGUUUGUUGUAAUUAGGCCAAUUAGUGAAGUACCUUUGACAUUCCAGACAUGCAUAGGGUCGUUCUCCUGUAUGCUGACGUUGGUGAACCUAGUGAAAUGAGCGUAGUUAGGAAUAAGAAAAUUACCGUUAGUACUCCCUUGAACCGGAAGCAUUUUCCACAAACUUCACAACUGUAAGGCAUUGCACCAGUGUGAAUGCGACUGUGUUCCCGUAGCGCACCACGUUCCCGAAACUGUUUCCCGCACACGUCACACUGGUGAGGUUUUAUCCCUGUAGCUGAAUUACCGAGAAGGCGAGAAGUUUUGAAGGCUUUGCCACAGGAUGGACAGACAUGGUUCUUAUCACCAGUAUGACUCAGAAGAUGAUAAUCCAAUGAUCCUUUGGCAAUGAAAGACUUGCCGCAAAUAUCGCAAACAAAAUCUCGCUCUCCUGUAUGAAUUUUUCUAUGAGUUUCUAAGGUGCAUUUUCACGUGAUUUUGGAGUGAGCUGAAGUUCUUGAACGUCUUACCACACGUAUGGCAAACAUGUGGCCUGGCGGUCGUGUGAACUGUAGCAUGAGCUUGGAGUAUAGUCUUUUGUGCAAACGAUUUUUCGCAUACUUUACAUCUGCGGAUCAAAAAUAUUUUCAUGACAAUUAUUGCACAUGAUGAGAGCUUUCGGACGCAUUAUUAAUCAGAAUUAUACUCACGUAUAUCUCUUAGUGGCCCGAUGCAGUUUUAUGUGUUUAGUAAAACUCUGAGGCAACAGAAAAUCUCUGAUUGUUCAAAUGAACCAACCUGAGGACUAUCUAAAACUCUAUCCACGCAAAUUGUGCAAGGCCAGGGAUAUCCUUUGAGUAUAUCUGCAAGACGUGGACUAGCUGGAGCGUCACUUGAACUUGAAAAUUUUUUAAGCUGAUUCACUAUUUUUAUUGCUUGGCUGAAAAUCAAACAUCAAGGUUGUUCUAUCGAGUUGCAAAUGAACCAUCGCUAUAGAGUCGCUCAAAAUAGAAGUGAGUCUAUGUGUGCCCCUUUGACGUAACUUAUAAUGCGAUCAUCAUCGGGAUCAUAAUCGUUGGCAUCAAAUCUUUAGCAGGGCCGCUGAAAAGUAAUAACCAAUUGUACCAUAUUAUACCUGCGGUAGCCGACCGAUCCAGGUGACCGUCUAUGAGUUUGCGUUGGUGGGAGAGAAAAAAAAAAGUGAUUCUCUCGAGUCUACACGAGGAUCGUCGUCGGCAGUUCCACCAUGAGCAAAUUCACGCAUUCGGGAAUAGCUCUAUAGUUAUAAGUACACCAUACGACGAGUACAGCAUUAGUUUUCAGACGUGAACGUUUCGUUGCAGAGUUCGACUGUCGUCAUCGGUCGUGAUAGCAGUAGAAGAACAAUAAAUUCUAAAGAACGACCAAAAAUGGCGUUCCGGUUCACGUGAAUAAAUUAUUCAUCAUUUUAAGGUGGUAUUGUGUAUAUAUAAAAAAAAUACAUGUAUAAUUGAACGGCUUUUAUAAAAUUUUGCGUGUAGAGAGUCGCAAGUGUGGGUGUAUGUUUUUUAAAGGUGUCUGUCAGUGUCUGUAAAUGAUACGUAAUAUAAUAAUAAGUUAUAUUUGUACCUGCGAUACACUAGAGUAAAAAG
Molecule: messenger RNA, 5547 nt
Organism: Athalia rosae (coleseed sawfly)
Lineage: Eukaryota; Metazoa; Arthropoda; Insecta; Hymenoptera; Athaliidae
Product: 4'-phosphopantetheine phosphatase
Exons: 19
Coding region: 292-2799 (835 amino acids)
Biological process (GO): coenzyme A biosynthetic process
Cellular component (GO): cytosol; nucleus
Molecular function (GO): ATP binding; pantothenate kinase activity
Source: RefSeq, a predicted model, not a curated record